GCGGCCACGUGGGGCGCUUGGGGUGCGGGGCCUCGUGUGAGCAGCGUUAUGCCCAAGGUGCGAGCGUCCCGCGGGGCCGGGGGAGCCCGGCGUCCGGCGCCCCACGUGCCCCUGGCCGAGCAGAUGGCCGGCGGGCGGGAGAGGCGGCGGGGCCGGGGCAGGGCGGAGCAGGGGGAGCAGGAGGAGGAGGACGACGGCUUGGUGGGGCCUCGGCUGAGCCGCAGGAUCCUGCAGCAGGCCCGCCGGCAGCAGGAGGAGCUGGAGGCCGAGCAGGGGCCCGGACCCCGCCCCACGCCGCCCAAGCCCCCCCACACCCGCCUCGGACCCGGCGGCCCGGAGGGCGAGAGCGACGGCGAGAAGGAGGAUGACGACGACGAGUGGCCCUCGUUGGAGAGGGCGGCGGCGUUGGAGGGGCCCGAGUGCGGAGGGCAGGUGCUCGUGGACCCCGACGACGAGAAGGCCAUCGAGAUGUUCAUGAACGACAACCCCCCGCUCAGGCGCACGCUGGCCGACAUCAUCAUGGAGAAGCUGACGGAGAAGCAGACGGAAGUGGAGACGGUGAUGUCAGAGAUCUCGGGCUGCCCCAUGCCCCAGCUGGACCCCCGGGUGCUGGAAGUCUACAAGGGCGUCAAGGAGGUGCUGUCCAAGUACCGGAGCGGAAAACUGCCCAAGGCAUUUAAGAUCAUCCCGGCUCUCUCCAACUGGGAGCAGAUUCUCUACAUCACAGAGCCCGAGACCUGGACCGCGGCUGCCAUGUACCAGGCCACCAGGAUCUUCUCCUCCAACUUGAAGGAGCGCAUGGCCCAGCGUUUUUAUAAUCUGGUGCUGCUGCCACGCAUCCGGGAUGACAUUGCCGAGUACAAGAGGCUCAACUUUCACCUCUACAUGGCUCUCAAGAAGGCCCUGUUCAAGCCAGGCGCCUGGUUUAAAGGGAUCCUGAUCCCGCUGUGUGAGUCGGGCACCUGCACGCUGCGAGAGGCCAUCAUCGUGGGCAGCAUCCUCACCAAGUGCUCCAUCCCCGUGCUGCACUCCAGCGCCGCCAUGCUGAAGAUCGCCGAGAUGGAGUACAGCGGCGCCAACAGCAUCUUCCUGCGGCUGCUGCUGGACAAGAAAUACGCCCUGCCCUUCCGGGUGCUGGACGCCCUGGUCUUCCACUUCCUGUCCUUCCGCUCGGAGCGGCGCCGCCUGCCCGUCCUGUGGCACCAGAGCCUCCUGACCUUGGCGCAGCGCUACAAAGCGGACUUGGCCACCGAGCAGAAAGAGGCGCUGCUGGAGUUGCUCCGCCUGCAGUCCCAUCCCCAGCUGAGCCCCGAAAUCCGCCGGGAGCUGCUCAGCGCCACGGCUCGGGACGUGGAGGCGCCCUCCGGGACAGACGUGUCCUGAGGGGACGUGGGCCCGAGGCCGGGCUCCCCCGAGCCGGGGAGGGGCGCGGGCUCCCGGCCGCCAGCCGGGGCAACCCGGAGCCCGUUAGGGGAGCGGAGGAGGAGGAUCUGGGCCCUGGCCCGCAGACUCGACUUGGGGGCCGGGGGCCGGCCGGCCCCGGUUCGUACGCCGUCGCCUGACCGGGGAGCGGAGCCUGGCCUGGGGACCCAGGUAGGAGCGGGGAGUCGUGACCCCGCGCGAGGUGGACGGUCGAGGCCGGGGGCCCCGGAACAAAGCCGUGUGUUCAUCUCCAC
Molecule: messenger RNA, 1676 nt
Organism: Ornithorhynchus anatinus (platypus)
Lineage: Eukaryota; Metazoa; Chordata; Mammalia; Monotremata; Ornithorhynchidae
Gene: BYSL
Product: bystin like
Exons: 7
Coding region: 49-1383 (444 amino acids)
Biological process (GO): rRNA processing
Cellular component (GO): nucleolus; preribosome, small subunit precursor; cytoplasm
Molecular function (GO): snoRNA binding
Source: RefSeq, a predicted model, not a curated record